AAUUUUGGUAAAAAACUGAAUUUUGCGCAGUAAUUUGAACUUACAGAAAUAAAUAUAUUUUUUUAAAUAGUAAAGAUAAUUUAAAAUGAAAUUAAAGGUUAACAUAUAUUUCAUAAUGGUCAUAAUAUAAAUGGUAACUGGUGCUAUAAGUUUCUUUGGACCGCAGUGUUUACUACGCUGUUUUAAUCGAUGAUGUAAGAUCAUCGAAGGUUAAGGUGUUCCAACCCCGAAGUAUUCUUUAUUUUUUGAAACAUGGAUAGUGAUACUCUAAUUUCUGGAAACAAUGUCAAAGAAGAAAAUGGAAGCAGUUCUAAUUCAACACCAGGAGAGCAUAAGUCUUUCACUGAAUUUGCGAGGGAUAAACUCGAUAGUGCUGGAAGAGAAUUACGACGUCGUCUCCCCAUAGCAGGCCAAAUCGGAGCACAACUGAUAUAUCCUCGGCGCUUGCUGCUGCAGUCAACUCCGACACACCAGGCUGAUGUGGUGCUUAUAUUUCCUAAAGGUAUACCAGAUGGGAUGCUUUUGUGGUUGCUUCAGAAGCUACGAGGUAGUCGGCCCAGGUUGAAGGUGUGCGUGCGACAUCACGCCUCGUCCCACUGCUCUGCGUUCUAUAUUACAGCUAGCGACGAUGUUCUUUUACAAACCGCCGAAGAAAUGCACUUGCCGAAGCUUCUGAAACCAGAAUUUGGCGGAGGAUACAAAGAGUUCACUGUGAGAGAUAUGCACUGCUUUCAAAAGAGUACGUCAGGAGGCGAACUGUUGAACAGUCAAGAGAGAAGUGCCCUAGUGAAGUACGUCCUGGAAGCAGCACGUGCCGAGCCGGGAGACGAACACGCCCUGGAGCCAGCGAUGACCCUGCGGCCCGGACAGAGCAUCGUACCGGCGUGCGUGAGUCGCGGUGUCAUCUCGAGCAUGUUUCCCUUGCACGACCACGCCGCUUUGGACUCGCUAAGAAAAAAAUGGGUCAAGACGUUCUUCUCGCCACAGCCUCUCGAUGAGAUCUGUGAAUAUUUCGGUGUCAAGAUAGCAAUGUACUUCGCAUGGCUCGGUCAUUAUACACAGUCGCUCACAGUUCCAGCAUUUGUUGGAGUCGUUUUCUGGAUAUGGAUAGGAACAGCCAGUGAUUACUGGAAGGACAUAGCGCAGGUCCUGUUCUCGCUAUUCAACGUGCUGUGGGCUUGUGUCUAUCUGGAGACCUGGAAGAGAUAUUCAAAUGUGUUGGCGUACAGAUGGGGCACCCUUGAUCAACGAGACGAGUUGCUUGUAGAACCGAGGCCGCUAUUUCAAGGUGAGAUGAGUGUGAGCCCGGUGACGGGGCGGCCCGAGCCGCACUACCCCGCGUGGCGCCGUCGUGUGUGGAGACACACCGUCUCCUUGCCCGUCAUGAGUCUGUGUCUGGCCGUCGCAGCCGGCGCCACCUUCGCGAUACUGCGCGCACAGGAUUGGUGGGAGAAUACAAUAGGUUACUUUAACUGGAUACCCCGAGCCCUUUUAGCAAUAAUCAUUGCCAUCGAGGAGGAGGCUUAUGUACGGAUUGCCAAAUGGCUAAACGAUAAAGAGAACUAUCGGCUCGAAACAAAGUAUGAGAACCAUCUGAUUGUGAAAAUAGCCUUGUUUCAAUUCGUAAACUCCUUCAUGAGUUUGUUCUACAUGGCGUUUUAUCUUCAGGAUAUGGAUAAAUUAAAAGAGCAACUGGCCGUCCUGUUAAUAACACGACAGAUAAUUGGAAACCUGAAAGAAUCAGCGUUACCGUAUCUCAUUGAGAAUCUGAGACUAGCGAAAAUAUGUUCUGAGGUGUUUGGUGCUUUGAGCCCUUCUAAAGUGCAAACAUCAGAGCAAUUGGCCGAACUGUUUGAAAAAGAAAAGACUUCUGAGCCACCGGAGAUGUUGAUCAACGGGGAGGAGAAGAGAAGAGAUUCGGAGCCGGCGGUGGGACAGAAAGUGAUACAUCAGGCCGAGUUGGAGUCGCAGCUGUUUAAAUACUCGGGCACGUUCGGCGAGUACCUGGAGAUGCUGACCCAGCUCGGUCACGUGGUGUUGUUCUCGGCGUCGUUCCCGCUGGCGGCCGCGUGCGCCGCGCUCAACAACGCGGCCGAGAUCCGCGCGGACGCCUUCAAGCUGUGCCACGUCAUGCAGCGGCCCUUCGCGCACCGCGUGGCGACCAUCGGCACGUGGCAGCACGCCAUGGAAGCGAUGGUGGCGCUCUCUGUGCUAGUCAACUGUGCUCUGAUUGGCCUGUCCGGCCCCGUGCACAGACUGUUACCGGACGCGACGUCGGCACAAACUGUGCUCUUUAUUGCUGCACUCGAGCACGUGGUGCUCAUAAGUGUCGUGGCUCUCCGCAUGGCUAUCCCGGAGAUCCCGGCGUGGCUGGCCACCGAGAUGGCGAAGGUGGAGUUUCAGAGGCGGGAAGCUAUCAACGCUGCGCACGCGCCGAUAUUGUCAGAAUGCACAAGCGGCGAGGACAUUCGAUCCCGUGACGUCACACCGCCGACGCCCCGCUGUGACGUCAUCGUGACGCCCGACCGUAAGAAAAUCAACAUCGGAAAGAUACCAGAGAUACCGCCGUUUAGGGCGAAGGCGGCAUCUAUAACGGACCAGGCAGUUAGUAUGGGAUCGUUGCAGUUACUACAAGAUGUCAGUCCUACUAAGCCUAUAUUACGCAAGGAGGCUAACCCUGGCGCACCCCUGUCACUACUGGGGGUUAGGGGGUUGCGGGACGAACCCCUGCACAGAUCAGCGCAGUGCAUCCCUCAUCCCACACAGCACCGACCCCUUAUCAACCCGACUCUACAGGAGUUAUCAGGCAGCGUGAGCGCGGGGGGUUCGGAGCCCGAUCUGAACGCGGUGCCGUCAGUUAUGUCAAUCGACACCAGUGCCACGUCCAGCGAAGACGACAGGCCCAAGGAGAAGGAUAAAAGUAGUCGGUCCCGCGCCCGUGCGGCGCUCGUGAAGCGCGUGCGGUCCGUGGCCGUGUUCUCGCUGGGGCUGCGGCGCGCGCGCGAGGCGGCCGCCUGCGACAGACACUCGCCGCCCGCGCCCUGUGCACCUCCCGCUCCAAUGCUUGGGGGUGAGCUAUCCCUAAUACCCAUCGAGCAGUUGAUCCAAGUCGAGGAUGUUAAACCUAGGCCAUAAGAUGUUUAUAUAAUUUUAUGACAGACCGAUUAUUUGUAUAAUUAUUAUUAAUAAUAAUAUGUUGAUCGACACAAACUAUAAACUUGUGUAGAUGGAGUGUUGUGUGCUAUGCGACAUAUUUAUAAUGGUAUAGCAUAAAGAACGUAACUUGGUUUAAAAUAGUUGAUUGUUUGCUUGUCAAUUAUAGACUCCAUACUGUGAAAAUGGGGCUAUAUUUUAGCACCUGUUUUAAGACUAACAACACUUCUCGCCGCGUUUAUGUUUGCCGUUUUUGUUGUCGUGGUAUCUGUGUACAGUAAUGUUUGUCAGAACAUAAAUAGAGUAUUCUAGCCUUCCGUUUUAAAAUACAAACUGACCUGUUCUGGUUUAUUUGUUAAUAAGCAAAAGCAUGUCCUAUAUGGGUUAAAUACACUUAGUGAUGAAACUAUAAACGUCCAAUUCUUAGUUCGAGAUCUUGAGACGCAUAGAACAACACUCCUUCUAGUAUUAAAUAGCUCUAUGGAGUUUUGUUGUCAAUUUAUACUAAAAAAGCGUAGGAUAGAGACAUCGAAGUUGAUAUUAAUAUAGCAUUAGCACAGAGAGAUCCAUAGAGUAGGACGAUAAACAAUUAUAAUAUAAUAAACUACUUGAAGUAUUGGGACAAUCAAAUUCCACAAGUCAUGUCAUAUCAUAUCUCAUUAAAAGUGUACAAAAACAUAGGUAUGUUUUGAUUCGAAAAAGGAAAAGCAAAGAUUACAUCACUCUUCAAAUGAAGUUUAACAGUAGUUUGAAAUAUUUUUUCUAUUUUUUCAUAUUUAUCAUUAUCGCGAGCAAAUAAUAAUUCAUUAUAUUUACCUCCAACAUCCGAAAUUAUAAACUUUGCUACAGAAUACGUGUAUAGACAAACUCCAGGCAUCUUUGUGAUAUUAGUCUACUCUAUGGAUUUUGUAACCUUUAGUGAUUAGUUAUAGUUAUAUUUUGUAUUGUUAUUGUUGUUUAUAAGUGCUUUAUGUAUGUUAAUGUAAUAUUAAAUAGAGCAUUUAAUUGUACGUGCGAACUUAGUCAUCGAUACGGUAAAGUCAAGUUAAAUCGGCGCUAUCGUUAUGUAAAUUAUUUUAAAAUGGUUGACAACAUUGUUUGUAUUACAAUUUCAAGUACAUAUUAUAUUAUAAGUUGCAUAUUAUAAUGAUAUAAGUACAUACAAUAAAUAGAUACAGGUGUAUUCUUCUUAUUUGUUAUGCGUUUAUUUUUAACAUUGAAAUCUAAAUACUUAGAGGUAUAGUUUUGCAAAAUUUCCUCAAUAUUGGAAGCGUUGCACAUUUUUCUUUCCUUCUUAUUAAGAUUUCUAUGAUUUGAAAGUACAAAUUUGUAUCGAGAGUCGAUUGUUGUCAAUAUGUAUGUAAUGUAGUUGUAUAGAGAAUGUUGAGUUUUUUUUAGUAUUUUUUGACAUUUUGAUGGUUUUAUUCAUGUUGAAUUUGUUACAUUUCCCAAUAGACAUAUAGAAUGGUCUGAAUGGUAAGGAGAACAAUUGGGAGCUGUUGCAAGUGAUCAGAUAUUAGCGAUUAGUAACAGUUCCAAAAAUACGUUGUUGACAGAGUGAAGUAGGCUGAGUAGGAAAACUUAGAAAAAAAGUACUCUAUACUUAUAUAAUAUAAUAUGUAAAGAUUUUUAAUUUGGCGCCAUUUUAAUUUAACGCCUUUUAACGGACACUUAUGGAUGCAUAUUACUGAUUCUUCUACUCUACUCUCCAUCCUGUAAAUUAUAAUCUACAUAAUCACGGGAAAACUCUAAGAGAUAUAUCCAUCCUUCGUCCAGUGAAUAUGCGAAUCUCGUUAGGUUCUAGAAUUCGGACUGACCAGAUCAUAAGGCGUCUGUUUAUAUAUUCUACAGGCCAACAAAGAUAACGUUUGGUUUGUCUCUUUCAGUGGUUAAUUUAGUGCGGGUAGUGCUUCAGGCUAUUAUAGUUGCUCUAGUAAGAAAUAACAUGAUUGACUCCAUUCAUUUUGCUACGAAAUAGGUAGGCAUUUUUAGCAGCUUUGAUUCCAGUUUUGACAAACAUGUUUUCCAAAGUCUACAAAUGGUGUUUAUUUUUGAAAAUAAAGGAAUGUGUCCUUGGAGUUAAUCAUAUCUUUCGUAUUUAGAAUGCUGUCCUUCCAAAUUACGUUAAAUAUAUCUUAUUAACUAUGUAUAUAAUCUACAUUGUAUGUAAGUGAAAGAAAUCUUUGAUUGAUCUCUAUGAUAUAGGUAAUGUUAUUGCUCUCUUAGUCGAAAAUCUAAUGGGAAAUGGGAUUCAAACAUAUUGAAAUACAACGCAAAUACUUUGUAACAGUUUUCUUUUAUACUGCUCGUGUUAUUAUUAUUUAUUCCGUGACAUAUACCCAUCAGGUAGUCGCUGGAGACAUUGGAGUAUCAGCUUAUUUUUGAGGUUCUGAAUGUUUUUGGACAACCACGGCGUUACCUGGGUUUCACGCCGACCGGACCGAGGGAUGUAAUGUUAUGGACACUCGAGGACUUGUUGUCAGAAUAAGCCUAGUCAGAGAUGCUAUUUCUGUGUGAUGCUACGAUGGUUGAUAACUACGGACUGAUGACUCGACUUGCUUUGCUUGGCCUAUUAUAAUCCUCUGAGAUAUAGCAGCGUAUCUCGCCAAUAAUUGUGCUCGAUGUCUCGAUCGAAGUUUCUUUGAUCUGGCUAAAAUGAUAAAAUGACUGAAUACACGCUUGAUUAAUAUUUCCCGAACUAUUUUGUUUCUUGUGUUGUUUAUUCGUGAGCUGAUUUUGUAUUCGUGCGUAAUGAAGUAGCCUAUUUACAACUUUUACCGAUUACCACUACUUCUAUCAUCUAUUUGUUAAAUAUUCGAUAGUUACAUACGACAAAAUCGGUGGCCUGUCUAGGCUUAUAUUAAAUUUGAAAAAAGUCUAUGCUUUAUCCAAUAUGGUUUUGCGGCUUGAGUAUCAGCUUUCAACAAUACCUAGUAAAAACAUUAUUUUAAGUUAAAUCAGCUAUUUUUGUUGUAAUUAUAAAAAUUCCAAUAUUAGGUAUAAUUGGAACUGAUUGUAAACUCAACGUUUUUAUUUCAUGCGUGGUAUAGAAAAGGCUCAUAAUGCUGGUAAUAAUAAUUAGUCUAUAUGAAGACUUCUUUGUUGUUGUUCUAAUUAUUUUUAUAUGGACUAUUGUUGAAUGUAGCAGUUUUGUGAAGUAAAUAAAUUAUGUUUGCAAUUA
Messenger RNA from Leptidea sinapis, 6334 nucleotides. It is a transcript of the gene wwk, whose product is annotated as anoctamin-8. Lineage: Eukaryota; Metazoa; Arthropoda; Insecta; Lepidoptera; Pieridae. Gene Ontology annotation, molecular function: chloride channel activity. The coding region runs from base 253 to 3135 and encodes 960 amino acids. The transcript has 24 exons. Gene Ontology annotation, biological process: chloride transmembrane transport. The record is from RefSeq and is a predicted model, not a curated record. Gene Ontology annotation, cellular component: plasma membrane.